Drosophila persimilis is the source of this 521-nucleotide messenger RNA. RefSeq lists its product as uncharacterized. Lineage: Eukaryota; Metazoa; Arthropoda; Insecta; Diptera; Drosophilidae. The record is from RefSeq and is a predicted model, not a curated record. Bases 21 to 392 code for a protein of 123 amino acids. The transcript has a single exon.
CCAGAGUUCCAUUAGCAGACAUGUGGAAUGUGUCGAAAAGUUGCCAGAAAUUACGCAAGGAGACAACGCUUGGAUUCGCUGCCAUGAAUAAAAAACUGUCGAUUAUAAACGACCAGGAUCUGCAUAGGCUGGACUCAUUCUACUUGGAGUGCCAGAAGUACAGGGACUAUUACCGGGACCCCCAGAACAAAUUGAUACGUCCAAAGAUCUUCACAUCCACGGGAAGACGCGGUGUAAAAAAUGAUAUGACGAAUAUGCCGAUCACAUGGGUUCAGGACGAUAAUAGGCCGCAGAUGUUUCCCAUUGAAUAUGGCACGGACAUGAGUUUGGGCAAGGGCUUCCAGACGGUGGGGCGCAACAGCAGAUUCACUGACACGUCCUUCGUACGAUAAAGCAGCCGCCACAUACACACAAACUUGUGAGAAUACAUGCAUGCAGACAAUCAGUGGAGUCAAAGGCUAAUGACGAACUUGCAAUCAAAAUUGUACAUAGUUGUGCAAAUAAAACAAAAUCCUAUGUUG